Molecule: messenger RNA, 1530 nt
Organism: Emericellopsis atlantica
Lineage: Eukaryota; Fungi; Ascomycota; Sordariomycetes; Hypocreales; Bionectriaceae
Product: major facilitator superfamily transporter
Exons: 3
Coding region: 1-1530 (509 amino acids)
Biological process (GO): allantoate transport; tripeptide transport; transmembrane transport
Cellular component (GO): plasma membrane
Molecular function (GO): allantoate transmembrane transporter activity; dipeptide transmembrane transporter activity
Source: RefSeq, a predicted model, not a curated record
AUGGCCCAGGUCCAGAACAGCGAGAAGCCAGCGCUGGCCGACGACAGAGCGCCUUCGUCCGUCGACAUGACGGGCAAGGAGGAGAGCGUACAGCCUGUCGUGCUCGACGCACAGGUCUCCUACACGCCCGAGGAGGAGAAGGCCGUCCUCCGCAAGAUUGACUUUGUCGUCUUGCCAUUUAUGUGCUUCGUCUUCCUUCUGCAAUACCUCGACAAGCAGUCCCUCUCGUACGCCGGCGUCUUUGGCCUCAUCCAGGACCUCGACCUCACCGCCUCGCAGUACUCGUGGUGCAGCUCCAUCUUCUACGUCGGCCAGCUCGUCUCCGAGUACCCCUUCAUCUACCUCAUGUCCCGCCUGCCCCUGACCAAGUUUGUCGGCGGCACAGUCAUCAUCUGGGGCAUCAUCUGCAUGUGUCUCGCCGCGCCCAAAUCCUACGCCUCCUUCGCGGCCGUCCGCUUCCUGCUCGGCUUCGCCGAGGGCGCCGUGUCCCCGGCCUUUGUCACUAUCACGUCAAUCUGGUGGCGCAAGGACGAGCACGCGCUGCGCACCGCCCUAUGGGUGACCAUGAACGGCGUCGCCCAGGUCCUGGGCUGCCUGCUCAUGUACGGCAUCGGCAAGAACACGGCCCUCGGCCUCGCUCCCUGGCGUGUCCUCUUCCUCGUCUGCGGCGCCCUCACCGCCGCCUCGGGCGUCGCCUUUUUUCUGCUCAUGCCCGGCGGGCCCCGGGACGCCUGGUUCCUCAGCCCCCGCGAGAAGGAGGUGCUCUCUGCCCGCAUGGCCCAGGACCGCGAGGGCGGCGACAAGACGUCCUUCUCCCUCGACCAGCUGCGCGAGACCAUGCUCGACCCCAAGGCCUGGAUGGUCUUUUGGUUCGGCGUCCUCGUCACCAUGCAGAGCCCCGUCCUGACCUUUGCCUCGCUCAUGAUCAACGCCAUCGGCUACGACCAGCUCGACACCAUGCUCUUCACCGCGCCCUCGGGCGCCGUCCAGGUCGCCAUGCUCUGGGUCGGCGUCCUGCUCUGCUGGCUCUUCCCCCGGAACAGGACCCUCGUCGUCAUGGCCCUCGUCAUCCCCCCCGUCGUCGGCAACGUCCUGCUCAUCAAGCUGCCCCUCGACUCGCACUGGGGCAUCAUCGUCUCCGCCUGGCUCGCCUCCUGCAUCACCUCGGUCAUGUCCAUCCUCCUCUCACUGUCCGCCUCCAACGUAAAGGGCAACACCAAGCGCGCCGUCGUCAACACCAUGUUCUUCAUCGGCUACUGCGCCGGCUGCAUCGGCUCCCCCCAGCUGUGGACCAACAAGCCCCGCUACACAGAGGGCGUCAUCACCGCCCUCGUCACCUGGGGCCUCCUCUUCUGCUCCAUGAUCCUGUACAGAUGGCUCUGCGUCGCGGACAACAAGAGACGGGAUGCCAGGGACGUCCAAGAUGGCUUUGACGGUGCCGUCGACGGCCAAGUCGUGCUGGACAAGACGGGCCAGCCGAAGUCGGACCUGACCGACAAGGAGGAUCGCAUGUGCCGGUACAGCUGGUAA